CGGAAGCGGCGGCGGGGCGCGGCCAUGGGCGCCCGCGGGCUGCAGACGGCAGUGGUGGAGUUGGCGCCGGGGGCGGCCUGCGAGAGCAGUACGGAGAGCGGGCAUCCAGACAAUCAGCCUGUGGUCAUCCUUCUUGGUUGGGCCGGCUGCCAGGACAAAUACCUGGCCAAGUACAGCACAAUAUACAGUCAGAAGGGUUGCAAUGUCAUCCGCUACACAGCUCCAUGGAGGAUGAUAUUCUUCUCUGAGUCCUUUGGCAUCAGAUCCCUCCAGACCGAAGCCAGGCGACUCCUGGAGCUGCUCUUUGACUACAGCAUUGAAAAGAGACCGGUUCUCUUUCAUGUUUUUAGCAACGGUGGUGUCAUGCUGUACCGUUACAUCAUCGAGGUGCUCCACACUCACAAACCAUUUGAGAACCUCAAAGUAGUGGGCACCAUUUUUGAUAGUGCCCCUGGCAGAAGAAACUUGAGAGGAGGCCUUCGUGCCUUGGCGACUGUCUUGGUAUCCACAAAUGUGCUACUCAAGUGUAUCCUCUUAUUUGCUUUUGCUGCUACGGCUGUUGUGCUGCGGAUCUUGCUGUACCCACUGACUCGCUUCAUCCACGAGACUCAUUAUGAUGCCCUGCUGAAAGCGCCCUCGCGGUGGCCGGAGCUUUACCUCUACUCUGAAGCUGAUGCGAUCAUCCGUUCCAGUGACAUUAAGUACAUGGCUGAUGCCCGACGGCAGUGCGGUGUCUCUGUGAAAGCUGUAGACUUCUCAGAUUCAGCUCAUGUCAGCCAUAUGCGGGCGUAUCCCACCUAUUACAGCAACCUCUGUACGACUUUCCUGUCCGACUGUGUCAGGGACUCAACUCGUUAGUGGUGUAAUAAUCCCCGGUGUUCUCCUCUGCAGUGUCCUCCCCUUGCCUUCAUGUCUUUGAAGGGAGAAAACUAGAGACUUCUUAGUUUGUGUUGGUUUUUUUUUUGCCAUCAUCUACAACUCUGAAAGCAGUAGAUGUGGAUUAAUUUAAAAUAAUGAAAGUGAAACUCUAGCACAGUCGCAACUGACAUGCUUUACUAAGGUGUCACAGACCAGAAUCUCGCAGGGAGUGUUAUUUGUUUCUGUCUCUUAUUGUUCUCUGCUUUCUAUGUUGUCUCCUCGUCCCUGAUGUCCAAUGUGUGUUUUCUUUUGCCUUGUACUGAUUUCACAAUACAGCUCUUUCAUGUCUUUGUUGUUUUUUUUCCUCUCUGCCGUUUCUUUUAUCUUGCAAUGAGCAAACAGAAGCAGCUCUGCAGGACUUUUCUCUCAGUGUGUCCCAGCUCUUAUACUCCUUGCUGGAGGUCAGGCCUAGAAACCAGAUGUAAGACCUGAAAAAGCUCUGUGUGGGGCAGUAUUACCAGACUGUCAUCUGAUUCCGUUAAAUAACUGAGAUGGAGUUGUCAAAGCUCUGAUUCUUGGUUGGAGCACGAAUGUCUGUGAUAACUUCUGUGUUCUUCAGCCACAAGGUUUAAGUUAACCUUUUUGAGUGUGUCUCGUGUUUUGUUUCUCCUCCUUCCAGUCUUUUGUGUGUUCUGCUGAGUGGUUUUGCUUUCUUGCAGAACUGCUCAUUUAUUAUUGUGUGCCUUUGAGCAGCCUCUGUUGUGCAUCUGGAAAUGCAGGGAAACUGGCACAGCUGUAACCUAAAAGACCUCAGAAAUGGAAAGGUGGAGCUGCAGAGAAAAAUGAAACUGUCUCUUGGAGCUAUGAUUUAUACUGGGUGUUUCUUAAAUCACUUCCAGCCCACAAAUGACCAUGAAAUUUGAUGGUUUUCCUCAUAACGUUCUCUUCAGAUGAUCAGUCUUUGCUGUCUGUGCAGCACGUACUUGUAACACAUGGAGCUAUUUCUUCCCACCUAGUGAAAAAGUAGCUCAUUGCACUGCGCUUCAGCUGUGUUUGGUCUGGGGUUGGUUAUUUCUUUGGAGGAGAAGCAGGGAUAAAGGCUGAGGAGAGCCUGCUAAUAUGUUUAUGCCAUGUCUCAGCAUUGCAGCUAAUUAAUAAUGUUAGGACAGGACCAAAGAUUGCUGGGAACGGGCUCUGGAGGGCUCUGAUAUGGGCCUGUUUGAAGAAAGGGCUGCCUUUGAGAGGUGGGAACAUAAAAAGCAUGAGAAUUUUUACAGGUAUUUGCUGCCUAUGCUUGUCUUGCCCACUGUUGGGGUGCUGUCAUCCACAACUGGAAAGUGCUUUCUGUUCUGAAUCGAAACGCAGAGAGGGAGGUCUCUUGGGAAGCACUAAAAUAAUUUGCAAGUUUAAAAGGAGAAAUGUAACACCUCUCAGAAGUGGAAGCACAGGGUGAGUGGUGGUCAGUGGCCAGUGCAACUGUUUUUAGCAGGCUGGUGUGGCAACGCCUAUUUAGGGCAAAUAACCUCAUGUUGGGCAUCAUUUUAAAGGGUGGACUGGGGUGUGUAGGAUAGGUGAGAAUUAACUGAAAAGGGGCUGAUGGCCUGGUUUGUCUUCAAGCUUUUUAGAGUGAAAACUGGCUCCAGGACAGGAGCCCUUGUUGCUUCUGUAGGUGUGAUCCCAGUUUCAGCUUCUACUGAACGUGUGCUGGGAGGACUGCCUUGCGAUAAGGUAAUCUUCAGCCUGCUGUGUUUCAGGAAGAAAUUGUUGUUCCUAGAGACAGGUUUGGACCUGUAAAAUCCAGGCAUGGCCCCCUACCCCCAGAAAGCCCAUUGGAGAUCUUCCAGGUUUUUAAAGCAGGCCCCUGAUUUGUGCUGUCAGUGCUGUAAUUCCUGAGCUGUGAUCUGUUUCCUUGCCUUCCCGAAGAGCUGGGCUGUGUCUUCUGAGCAUCCAGCCUGUUUGUGGCACUCUGAGAACUCUUAGGGAGCAGAGGUGUUAAAGGUUAUUUAACUAGCACUUGCCCUCAUGCUGGUUUCUACAGGUUCUGUAUUUACAGAACAGUUAAACACUCCAUAAUGUACACCUCUGAAUUAAUACAGUUGUGCUGGGCUGGGAAUCUGCUGCCCCUGUUUAUUGCUGGGGGCGUUGAACUCCUAUUUAAGGACCUGGGCUGUUGCUGAGCGUGGCUGGCAGGACUUGAAGCUAAACCCUCUGUCCCUGUGCAAUGGGACAGCAAAGCUCCCUCUGGGAAGAACCUCCAGCUAAACUUUCCAUCGUUGCCUUCCCACCACAGGAUUGCUUCUCCCCCAACUCAACCUAACUCUACUCCACUUUCCGGGGCAGGGAGUGAGUGCUGCCUGCUUGAGCUCCGCAGUCAGAGGUGCUGUGUGAGCAGGCACUUCCACUGCUGCAAAACUGAGUUGAAAUUCAGGGCUAAUUUGUGUACGCAUCUCUGAAAGCAGAAGGCAACUCGAGCAAGCCCGUGAUUUAGAGGCUGUUUUCAGCACCAGCGUUCUGAGUGGGUUUUGUUUUCUGUGUCCCAGCAAGUUUUAAUGAUGGUUGUUAGCAGUGUGCUGAAUGCAUCGUGUGAUGUAUUGCCCUCUUCUUCCCCAUACAGCACGUAUGCUCUCACACACGCACUUCUGCCCUCUUUAUUUCUGUCGCUUGUUAUUUGAAACAGAAGGUUAAUAACUUGGAGCCUGAAGGCACGUGGUCAAGAACUGAUCCAAGCGCUACUGGAUUUAAAAAAAACCAGCCUCAAACCCUUCAUCUUUGCUGAACUGUCGCAUUUGGUGCAGCCUGAACACCAAAAGCUAAAGGCUGGGAUAUUUUGGCAAAUCCAGGUAAAUCUCUUGAGAGAAGCUUUGGGAGCCGCAUUGGCUCUUUGGGAAGGAAAGCAGAGCACCCCUGGGCUUGCCUCUGGGGGAGGAGCGGGAUGUGGCACUGGCAAUCUGCGUCUGGGGAUCCCGGAGCUCAUUUUCCUACACUCCAUGCCCUGUGCGCAGAGCAGCGUGGGAGGAGAGGAGGAUGCCCAGGGGCCGCUUGCUGUGUGUUUGCCAGCUAGGUUCAGUUUUGCAAGAGACAAAUUGAUGUUUCCUCAGCAACAAAAGCCAUUUGUUAGCGUUUCUCUCG
This is a messenger RNA of Cuculus canorus (common cuckoo), 3987 nucleotides long. It is a transcript of the gene TMEM53, whose product is annotated as transmembrane protein 53. The transcript is spliced from 3 exons. NCBI's taxonomy places the organism in Eukaryota, Metazoa, Chordata, Aves, Cuculiformes, Cuculidae. The coding region runs from base 25 to 858 and encodes 277 amino acids. The record is from RefSeq and is a predicted model, not a curated record.